UAAUAAAGAACUUUGAAUGUUUCAUUCUAAAAUUCCAAUUGCUAAGGUUCAAACUGCUCCGAUGGCCUCUCGUUCAAGACAUCAAUCAAAAGCCUUCCUUUCAAAAAUAAAAAGUGAAGGGAUACCAGGUCAAGUCCCAACCCCCUUGGCAUAUAUACUUCGUGUAUGAACUGCUCAAUGUCUUCCAGUAAGUGGAAAAAACCAGAAAGCGCUGGUUUAUUUAGUUAAAGAAGACAUAACCAGCUCCCAGUACAAUGAAGCAGCAGAUAUGGCUGCAACAAUGAACUUCACUGAGUCAAACGAUCUGUACAAGCUUGGCAAGAUUCUAACAGAAAUAGACAUUUUCAAGACAUAAAAUCUGAAUUUCAAUAUUUUCAAAAA
Molecule: messenger RNA, 381 nt
Organism: Moneuplotes crassus
Lineage: Eukaryota; Ciliophora; Spirotrichea; Euplotida; Euplotidae
Source: the annotation of a GenBank genome assembly